Anolis carolinensis (green anole) is the source of this 1655-nucleotide messenger RNA. RefSeq names its product carboxypeptidase A2 (gene cpa2). NCBI's taxonomy places the organism in Eukaryota, Metazoa, Chordata, Lepidosauria, Squamata, Anolidae. The record is from RefSeq and is a predicted model, not a curated record. The coding region runs from base 116 to 1558 and encodes 480 amino acids. Gene Ontology annotation, molecular function: zinc ion binding; metallocarboxypeptidase activity. Gene Ontology annotation, biological process: proteolysis. The transcript has 11 exons.
CUGGAUGAAAGGGAAUAAAGAGGCUUUGCAGUCACAACAUUUCAAUGCAUCCAGACAAGUGUUUUGUUUGCUUGCCAGCUUCCUCUGCCUUCUAUAAUGAUAUAAUUAUCACUCUAUGGCAAUGAACAACACCUUGCAGAGGAGACAUAAUACACACAUUUAUCAAUCCGGUGCCUUGAACCUUUCGGCAACGCAUGGGAACGCAAGCACAUGGAGCCUCUCUGGGAAAUCACUUCUGACAACACAAAUAUAUACAUUGGAUCUGAGUUUUUCCCCACGUUUGGAUGAGUUUUCCAUCAUGAGAGUGAUUCUGCUUCUUGCAACCCUCCUUGGGGCAACGUUGGGCCUGGAAAACUUUGCUGGGGACCAGGUUCUGCGGGUGGAGCCGUGCAACGAAGAACAGGUCCGGCUGCUGAAAGAGCUCCGAGCCCUGGAGCCGCUGCAGCUUGAUUUCUGGAGGUUCCCAUCAUAUCCGAACGAGCCUGCGGAUGUCCAAGUGCCCUUUGCUUGCCUCCAAGAUGUCAAAGUCUUCCUGGAAUCCCGUGGCAUCAAAUAUUGCGUCAUGAUUGAAGACAUCCAGGCUGCGGUGGAUGAAGAAAGACGUGAGAUGUACCUCAACCAGCGGAGAGAACGUGGCAGCAGCAGCUUCAAUUACGGCGCUUACCACCCUUUAGAAACAAUCUAUCAAGAAAUGGACAACAUUGUGGCCGAAUAUCCCAAAAUUGUGAGCAAACUCCAAAUCGGGGAGUCCUAUGAGAAAAGGCCCCUCUACGUCCUGAAGUUCAGCACCGGAGGGAAGAACCGGCCGGCCAUCUGGAUCGACGCGGGGAUCCAUGCGCGGGAAUGGGUCACCCAGGCCACCGCUUUAUGGACCGCAAAGAAGAUCGCUUCUGACUACGAAUAUGAUCCCUCCGUGAACUCUCUAUUAAACACAAUGGACCUUUUCCUGUUGGUUGUUGCAAAUCCAGAUGGAUAUGUCUUCUCUCACACUGAAAAUCGCAUGUGGCGGAAAACCCGGUCCAAGACCCCCGGGAGCCCCUGUGUUGGAGUGGACCCCAACCGGAACUGGGAUGCAGGCUUCGGAGGUCCGGGAGCCAGCAGCAACCCUUGCUCCGAUUCGUACCACGGUCCGAGCGCCGACUCCGAAGUGGAGGUGAGGUCCGUGGUGGACUUCAUCAAGAGCCACGGGAACGUCAAGGCCUUCAUCAGCAUCCACAGCUACUCCCAGCUCCUGAUGUUCCCCUAUGGAUACACCUGCGACAACAUCCGGGAUCGUGCAGAACUGGACAACGUGGCCAGAACCGCAGCCAAUGCGCUGACCUCUUUGUAUGGCACCCAAUAUAAAGUGGGGCCCAUCUGCUCGGUCAUCUACCAAGCCAGUGGAGGCAGCAUCGACUGGUCCUACAACUAUGGCAUCAAAUACUCCUUUGCCUUUGAGCUGCGGGACACCGGCCGCCACGGUUUCCUCUUGCCAGCAGACCAGAUCAUCCCGACUGCGCGAGAGACGUGGAUGGGACUGAAGAGCAUCUUUGAGCACGUGCGAGACCACCCCUAUUGAGAAGAGGAGCAGGGAUGGCAUUAUGACCUUGUAAUUUCAUUGGCAAUGAUACUUUAUGAACUCUGUAGAUUAUGAAAACUCCCAAUAAAAACGGAAA